Molecule: messenger RNA, 711 nt
Organism: Phaedon cochleariae (mustard beetle)
Lineage: Eukaryota; Metazoa; Arthropoda; Insecta; Coleoptera; Chrysomelidae
Source: the annotation of a GenBank genome assembly
AUGGUCAUCACGCGUGAAAUAAAGGAUGAAAUAAAAAACGCAGUAAGUAGUGCACUGAAUUCGCUAUUGACCGAAGACUUCAUAAAUAAGAUAGCUGAAAAAGUAACUGAUUCUGUCUUAACCAGUUUGAAUAGAAAACUAUCAAUGCUAGAACAAAAAGUCAGUGAUAUGGACACUCGUUUGAAUACAAUAGAUUCGGAAAAUAGUACAGUCAUACACAGUCUCAAAUCGGAAAUAAAAGAACUGAAAAAGGAAAACGUUACUGUCCUCAAAAGGUAUGAUUAUCUCGAGCAAGAAACAAAAAUGAGUAAUCUAAGACUCUUCAACCUCGAAGAAUCUGAAUCAGGCAACACCAAAAAUGAGGUAAUAAAACUGCUCAAUAGUAAAAUGCAACUACAACUUAAAGAAAAUGACAUAAGUGUGUGUACGAGAGUAGGAAAAAAUACCGCCAACAACGAAAAACCAAGGGGUAUCUUUAUGAAGCUGAGUAACCCAUCAAUUCAACAAAUGAUUUACAAAAACAAAAAAUUACUCAAGGGUACCGGAGUCGUCAUGAAAGAAGAUCUCACCAUUCAUAGAUUGAACCUAAUGAAAAAAGCCAUCGAGAAAACCUCGAUAAGAAGUGUAUGGACUUUCUCUGGAAACAUUUAUGCCACUAAAAACAAUCAAAAGUUCUCUAUUAAAAAUGAAUGUGAUCUAAACAAACUAUGA